CACUUAUGACCCGCGGCUCUUUUUAAUGAUUGAAAUAGACGUCUAGCGGACUUAUCGAGAAGGAUUUUUUCUAGAAAAGGAUUUACAUUUGGUUGUAAAGCUACAUUCAGCUAUCCAGAGGUCUCCCACCUCCCCCUCUUCCUAGCGCUGCUCGCCCGCCCGCCUGCCCAACGCGACAACUAUGAGGGGACUGCGUGCGCACGCCUCUGUGGGACUGCUGCUGCUUCUCACGUGCACGCUCGUCGGCGCUGCACCCACGAGCAGAGCGAGCGUGGGCCAGGGUUCGAGGCGCGCCACCGAGCCGGCGAUGCGCGUGGAGGAGCUCGGCCGCGGCGCCGAGAGCACGACGAUGACCAAGACGCGGGCGGCCGAAGCCCGCCGGAGCCGCUGGAGCGGCGCCGUGACCGUGAACCCCCGCGGGCAACACAGAGAUUUACGCAGAUCCAAAGCAGACAGAAGGGAUCGGCCAGUCGCAGCAGCAGCAGCAGCAGCAGCAUCAGCAGCCGCCGCCGCCUCCCCCGGACGGAAGGACAAAUACCUGAAGCACAUCACAGGUCCGCUCUACUUCAGCCCCAAGUGCAGGAAGCACGUGUACCACGUGUACCACCAGACCCGGGACUGCACCAUCGCCGCAUAUUUCAAACGAUGCGCGCGGCUGCUCACGCGUCUCGCCGGCAGCCCCAUGUGCACGGGGGUGUAACGCCCAGCCAGCCAACCAGCCGGGGCCGGGGCCGGGGCCGGGGCCAGGGCCAGCCGCUCCGCCUCGGCUGCUGAACAAAGCGCCACCGGGAGCGCCCCAAAAGUCGGCCGGAGGGACACGACAAAGGGGACGAACAAUCGGCAUGCUCUUUUCUGCAAUCCAAACGGUCCGAAAAGUGCCUCCAACGUGGAACGAGCUGUGUGGAAAAACUGUUUGUUAAACUCAGCCGUAACAAGUGUUCUUCAACUCAAGUGUACGCUGCUCAAAACUAAGAAAAGGUGACCGGACUUCUUGGGAAUCUCACACGGACAAGAGGAUGGGCCGCCUGCUUGAAGCGUAAAGGAUACGGACUGAACGGGCCCAAGCACCUGCACCAGAUGUUAGGCGGACUUCAACGUGGAGGGGAAUAACGGAACAUAUUUAUAUUUCAAGGUUUUCGUGCGCGUUGUCUUCAACCCACGCUACACAGAUAUAUUUCAAUAAAUGAUAUCGUUGGUUUAAUAAUAUAAAACAAAAAGUCAUGUUUGA
Syngnathus acus (greater pipefish) is the source of this 1228-nucleotide messenger RNA. Its product is annotated as ALK and LTK ligand 1-like. The record is from RefSeq and is a predicted model, not a curated record. The transcript is spliced from 5 exons. Lineage: Eukaryota; Metazoa; Chordata; Actinopteri; Syngnathiformes; Syngnathidae. Bases 182 to 700 code for a protein of 172 amino acids. Gene Ontology annotation, biological process: positive regulation of ERK1 and ERK2 cascade; positive regulation of ERK5 cascade. Gene Ontology annotation, molecular function: receptor signaling protein tyrosine kinase activator activity; receptor tyrosine kinase binding.